AUGGACGAUCUUACAAAACACUGGAGCUCUCUCUCCCUUUCAGAUAGAGAGGGUUCAGGUCUCAGAUUGAAAAAAGAACAAGCUGUAAAUGAAUUCAUCAUUGCAGCCAGAUUCUUUACAAAGCGCUCUCUGAAUAUUGAUGCCAUAGCGAGAACCUUUUCGCCCUUAUGGAGAUCAAAAGCGGGUUUUAACAUUAAGAAUAAUGGGGAUCAUAUCAUCCUCUUCUCGUUUGAUAAUGAAUUAGAAGUGGACAGAAUACUAUCGUCGGAACCGUGGUGCUUUGACAAACACCUAAUGGUCCUCUCAAAAAUCAAAAAGGGUUCACCUCUAAAAGAGUGUAACUUCAACAGAGCCUCCUUUUGGGUUCAAGUCUACGAUAUACCAUUGAGAUACAGGAACAAAGAGGUCGCUAAGCAGAUUUGUGAAACCAUUGGAGUAAUCCAACACCCAAAAGACCCCCCCGACUGUGACGGCGGCAGCUUCAUCAGAGUUAGAGUGUCCAUCGACAUUUCACUACCUCUAUGCCGUGGCCGACUUAUCACCCUAGAUGACGACAAAGAACACUGGGUUUCGUUCAAAUACAAACGUCUCCCCAAUCUCUGUUACUGGUGUGGAUGGCUUACACACACCGAUAAGGAUUGCGAGAAGUGGAUUGAUAGCGAAGGCUCCCUUCAACCUGAUGACCAGCAGUUUGGGGCUUGGAUGAGAGCCCCUUCGUUUGUUGCAUCUCGUAAAAAUGUAGUGGCAGUCCCCAGUUUUUUUGCUAAGAAGAAAACGGAAACUCCAGUCCAAAACGCAACCGCUCGGCCACCACACCCACACGGACGGAGCCAUCCGAUGGUCUCAGAACCAGCAAACCACCAUUCGAUGACAAUUAAUGAGCCCUGUGCGAACCUGGCUUCUCACGCGAUUCCCGGGGGAACAACUACUGCCUCGGCCAUCUCGAACUUGACAGAUUCUGACCCCUCUCGGAAACCUACUCUACAAGCUGACUUUGAGCACUUAAUCCGAGAGAUUGACAAAGAUAUCCACCUUUUUUACAGUGGGAACUUGCAAGCAAGGCUUUCAAAAGAAAAUAAGCGGGAACAAAUAAUUGAAGCUAAUUCGCAGCCUUCUGCCCACUCCAGCCCAAAUACGGAUCAGAACCAAGUCCAGCCCAUCCAGCCCAUCCCCUUAAAUGACAUUACAAACCAAGACCCAUCUAUUUCCUCCACUCAGGCCCAAGCUGGUAAGAAAUGGGCUCGGAUCCAAAGGCCUCCCAUUAUCUCUGAAUCACAAGAGCUUAACCUCAUUCUAGGCAAAAGAAGUUCUCAUCCUCUCCCAGAUUACACAUUCUCCCCAAAAUGCAAAGCCAUUGAAGCACCCCUCUCUGAUGAAAACCUUCUUCCAACGGUGGCGGCUGACCUCCAGCCCCGCCGGCAAACAUGA
Quercus robur (English oak) is the source of this 1428-nucleotide messenger RNA. RefSeq lists its product as uncharacterized. The transcript has a single exon. Bases 1 to 1428 code for a protein of 475 amino acids. The record is from RefSeq and is a predicted model, not a curated record. Lineage: Eukaryota; Viridiplantae; Streptophyta; Magnoliopsida; Fagales; Fagaceae.